GGAAGGGCCGGGCUGGGGGCCUCGACGCGCUCCGAGCUCCGGGAAGGGCCGGGCCGGGGGCUCCGGGCCGCAGGUCCCGGACGGCGGAGCCGGGAGCGCCUCAGGUGGAAGAUGGGAGUGUUCCCCUCCUGUUUUAGGUGAAACCUGCCUGCCAUGAAAUCCCGAGGGAGAUAGAGGGACUGCAGUGGGAACUCCUUCUCACUCCCCCACAACAAAUCCAACAACUGCCUAAUGGGAUUGCCUCUCUGCCUGGAGUCAUGGGGAGCUGCUGCAGCUGUCUGUGCCCAGACAGCAUCCCAGACAACCAUCCCACCAAAUUCAAGGUGACCAACGUGGACGACGAGGGGCACGAGCUGGGCUCGGGGGUGAUGGAGCUGACGCCGCGGGAGCUGAUCCUGCACACGCACAAGCGCGACGCCGUGCGGUGGCCGUACCUGAGCCUGCGGCGCUACGGCUUCGACUCCAACCUGUUCUCCUUCGAGAGCGGCCGCCGCUGCCACACCGGGCAGGGGAUUUUUGCCUUCAAGUGCUCCAGAGCAGAGGAGAUCUUCAACCUGCUGCAGGACCUGAUGCAGUGCAACAGCAUCAACGUGGUGGAGGAGCCCGUGGUGAUCACCAGGAACAGCCACCCCCAGGAGAGGGAGCUGGCCCACAGCCCCCAGGGCCCCACCAGUCUGGGCUACACUGGACUUCCCAAUGGAUUUCACAGCUUCCCUGGAGAAUCCCUGUCCUACUCUGCAGCCCAGCACCCCUCAGGGAGCAGCCUGAGACAUUCCUCUGUGGGGGAAGACUCUACCCACCCCCUCCUGGGCCCUGAGGAGCAGUCCCACACCUACGUCAACACCGGGGAGCCGGAGCCGAGGGGCCGGCACCGUUUGCACUCCUUGCCUGAAGCCCACCCUCCUUUCCCCCCUAGGAACCACAGCUGCUCCCUGGAAGACCGAAACCCCCAGGUCUUCCUGCAGCCAGGGGAGGUGAAAUUCGUGCUGGCUCCCACCUCUGGCUACCGCCGGCUGUGCCGGCAGCCCCGGCAAUGCCGGCCUCACCUCUGCCCUCCCAACAACAACAACAACGAGUGCCAGCAGGGCUGUCCCUCCCCACAGUGUGUCUACGAGAACCUCAACGGGCUGGUGGCCCCCAGCACCUCGUCCCUGUGCCGGGCCGCUCGCUCCAAGGCAUCCCUGGAGGAUGGGAGCUGCUCCCAGCGCCGCUCAGCGCUGCUGCACUAUGAGAACCUGCCGGCGCUGCCGCCGGUGUGGGAGCUGCAGCCGGCCCAGCGCGGGGACGAGGACGCCGCCACGGCCCCCACGCCGUCCCCAAAUGGCUUCUCCGAGGCUGGCGAGGAGGAGCCCCUGCAGAACCCGGCGGGCUCGGAGCCGCGCCGCGCUUUCCUGCCCAGGCCCCGGCGCAGCCGCCUGCCCAACGUCUUCAGUUUCGACUUCCCCCGGCCCUGCCCGGAGCCUCCACGGCAGCUCAACUACAUCCAGGUGGAGCUGGAGCCCGAGGGCUGCAAGGGACAGCAGGAGCCCAGGGUGGCAGCCCCCGCCAGCCCCGGGGCCCGCCGCACCGACUCCUACGCCGUCAUCGACCUCAAGAAGACGGCGGCCAUGUCCAGCCUGCAGCGGGCCCUGCCCAGGGACGAUGGCACCUCGAGGAAAACUCGGCACAACAGCACUGACCUGCCCCUCUGAGGGCCCCAAGUGCCAGCCCCGUGUCGUGGCUUCGGUCCCUGGCCCUCGCUGUGUCCUGUCCCCCCUGAGUGUGGCUCCCUCUCGCCGUUGCCUUCCCCGUUCGCCAUCCCCCUGGGGCCCGGCGUGGCUCCUGCAGCUGCUGCUGUUGAGGCUCGUCUGACUGUCUGUCUGUCUGUCUGUCUGUCCGUCCUCCCCUCUCUGUGUUGCUCGUUUUUCAAGCCUUGUGGGAUGUUUGGUGACUCUGAGGGUGGAAUUCCAGGCGGGCAGGAGGGAGGUGGCACGGCCUGGGGUGGGGCAGGGCAGAGCCGGGGGUUGGGCAGUGCCUUGGGGCAGUGCUGCCAAAACUGAGCUGCUUCAGGAGCUCUGUGCAAUUCACACCUUCACACCCGUGGAUUUCACACCUCCAGGAGAGGUGACAUUUACCUCCGGGAGGGAUUUCACCUCCAGGAGAGCUCUGUGGUGAGGCCACUCCAGAGCUGGGGUUUGAUUGUGGUGCCUGGAGAUGAGGGAGCUCACGCCGUGGCCUUUCCCCCCUCAGCUCACUGUUUGUUCCUGAAGCUUUUUAUCCUUCUGUCCCCGUCUCAGAUCCAAUUUCAAUUGGGCAGCUGCAAUGAAACCAGGAGGACACAGAGCCAUGGGCACACACUGUGAUCACAGAAACCUGAUUGCCUAAAUCCUUAAAUUCCCUCCCCUGCUUUAAAAGAGGAGGGAAAGGCCACAACCAUGAGGGAGAUUGGAAGUUUGGUCUAGAAAACUUCACUCGUGCCAUACCCUGCUUUGUUCUUUUUUUUACGGGGUUCUAUUUGGCAGCUGCUGAGAAGUGCUGUGGGUUUAUUUAUUUAUUUAUUUUAUAUUUAUGAACUGCUCCUUUGCAUCCCAGUUUGUUGCCAAACUGGUGCCAGCCUGCGGCCUGCGCUCGCCGGGGCUCGCUCCUGCCCGGGGUGGGGGCACAGGUCCCCAAAGAGCUUGGUGGCUUUGCUGAGCCACCAACUGGGGGAAAAUCACUGUGGAGAGGAGCAGCUGGGAAUGAAGAGUGUGUGAGCUGGGGGCUGAGCAUCGUGGGGUGGGUGGGAAAUGGAAUGGGAGCCGUGGGAGUGGGAGCGGAGCCGCCGGGCAGCCGAGCUUGGAGCGCCAUCAAAGCCCCUGGUGCGCCCCCGUGCCUGGCUGGGGCUGGGAGCAGCUCAGCUCCGUGUCAGGAGUGAAAUGUGCAGUUUGUUCUCUCAGCUGUGGACCUGGAAGGGCUCAAAUUCCGGCUGCGUUCGUGGCCUUUUGCUGUGGGUUUUUUGUCUCGAUGCUGGGGUGGCGCUGAGCCGCCCUGGGACGUCCCCUCGUCCCUCCCUGUGGGACACGGGACACCUCGGCCUUUCCCUGGAUUUCUGUGCCUGUCCCGAUGGAGAGCAGUGCUCUGGGAUCCUCUGGGAUCCUCUGAGGUGCUCUGGGAUCCUCUGGAAUGCUCUGGAAUGCCCUGGGAUUGUCUGGAAUGCCCUGGGAUCCUCUGGGAUUUUCUGGGGAUGCUCUGGGAUUCUCUGGGAUGCCCUGGAUCCUCUGGGAUGCUCUGGGAUCCUCUGGGAUGCUCUGGGAUGCCCUGGGGUGCUCUGGGAUGCUCUGGGAUCCUCUGUGGUGCUCUGGGAUGCCCUGGGAUGCCUCUGGGGUGCCCUGGGAUGCCAUGGGGUGCCCUGGGAUGCCUGGGGUGCCCUGGGAUGCCAUGGGGUGCUCUGGGAUCCUCUGGGAUGCCCUGGGGUGCUCUGGAUCCCCACCUCCCUGCUGGCUGUGCCCGUGUUCCUCCCGGGACAGGAGCUGGCUGCAGUGCCAAGCCUCGUGUCCCCCUUGUCCCUGGAUGUUUCCCGCUGUUAAAUCCCCUGGAAGAGGAAGGAGCCCCAUCCCCCAGCUCCACGGGCCAGCAGCUCGAGUUCCAGGGCUUGGAAGUUCAGCCUUUUUUUGGUUUUUGGUGCUGUCAUGUCCUGUUGAGCCGUGCCCCUGUUGGGAGCAAGGCCCCGUGUCCCCAGUCCGAGUGGUGCCA
Messenger RNA from Serinus canaria (Common canary), 3711 nucleotides. RefSeq names its product fibroblast growth factor receptor substrate 3 (gene FRS3). Gene Ontology annotation, cellular component: cytoplasm. Gene Ontology annotation, biological process: cell surface receptor protein tyrosine kinase signaling pathway. Bases 258 to 1691 code for a protein of 477 amino acids. The record is from RefSeq and is a predicted model, not a curated record. NCBI's taxonomy places the organism in Eukaryota, Metazoa, Chordata, Aves, Passeriformes, Fringillidae. The transcript has 7 exons.